This is a messenger RNA of Menidia menidia (Atlantic silverside), 1209 nucleotides long. Lineage: Eukaryota; Metazoa; Chordata; Actinopteri; Atheriniformes; Atherinopsidae. The record is from the annotation of a GenBank genome assembly.
GGUGAAAGAAAAGGAACAAAUAAAUACUAUCCUCCAGAUUUUGAUCCAGCCAAGCAUGGGUCUCUCAAUGGCUACCAUAAAACCCACGCUCUGCGGGAGAGGGCCAGAAAACUGUCCCAGGGCAUCCUCAUUAUCAGGUUUGAAAUGCCCUACAACAUCUGGUGUGAUGGCUGCAAGAAUCACAUUGGAAUGGGGGUACGCUACAAUGCUGAGAAGAAAAAAGUGGGGAACUACUACUCCACGCCAAUCUAUAGAUUUAGGAUGAAGUGCCACCUGUGUGUCAACUAUAUUGAGAUGCAGACGGAUCCAGCAACUUGUGACUAUCUUAUCGUAAGUGGAGCAAGCAGGAAGGAGGAACGCUGGGACAUGGCUGAAAACGAGCAGAUCCUCACAACGGAACGGGCAGAAAAGGAGAAGCUGGAGACGGAUGCAAUGUAUAAACUGGACCACUCUGGGAAAGACAAGGAGAAACUUAAGAGGGCUCUACCCUCUCUAUCAGAGAUCCAGGACUAUCAGUCAGGCUGGAAAGAUGACUUUCAGCUCAACAGCACCCUCCGCCGGAAAUUCAGAACAGAGAAAAAAGUUCAGGCUGAGCAGGAGGAGAAGGACAAUGCUGUGCGUAUGAGAACCAACCUUUCUAUACCACUACUGCCAGAGAAGGAAGAGGACAAGAAAUUGGCUGCCCUACUCACCUACCAGGCACCUGACUCGUAUGAGGACAAACAGCACAGCAAACGGAAAGAGAUCUCCUCACGUUCCUGGUUUAACUCCACGCCAUCAGGAGGUGCAGCAGGCAGUCUGCUCCACAAACUCAGCCUGCAGGGGAAGGAGGCAGCACUGUCCAAAGCCCUGGGAUCCUCACACAGCCCUUUAAUCCGCAAAAGAGCAGGAGGAUCUGGAAAUAAAACCGAACACUGUGCCACAAUAACACGGCAGAAGUCCCACCCUGAUGUCAACACAUGUGACGACGAUGAGCAGAGGGUGACACAGACACAGGAAGCCCCACAUACGGAAAGAAGUCGAGGAUGUGAGCGAUUUGCUGAGACAAAUGGCAGUGAUGUUAAGGGCCUGCGUGCCGAAACCACAGAAGAAACUGAAAAAAGACUGAUAAACGCAGUGGACGAGGGGAAGCAUCGGGGGAAAUGUUCAGCAGGAGUCACAUCUUUGGUGGCAGACUACAGCGACUCAGAUUCAGACGCUGGACAAUAA